This is a messenger RNA of Staurois parvus, 343 nucleotides long. The record is from the annotation of a GenBank genome assembly. NCBI's taxonomy places the organism in Eukaryota, Metazoa, Chordata, Amphibia, Anura, Ranidae.
GCUCAGUGGAAAUAACCGAAGAUGUCGGCUCGGUCAUGUGAUCAGCUGUGUCCAAUCACAGCUGAUCUCAUGGGACAUGUACACUGAUCAUCAGGGCACUGAUGAGCAGUGUGCCCUGAUGAUCAGUGUAGCCCCAGCAGUGCCACCUGUCAGUGCUCAUCAGUGCCACAUCAGUGCCUACCAGUGCAUAUCAAUGCCACAUAUCAGUGUCUACCAGUGCACACCAAUGCCACAUAUCAGUGCCCAUCUGAGCUGCCUUUCAGUGCCAGUCAGUGCCACCUAUCAAUACCAGUCAGUGUUGCAUAUCAGUACGCAUCAGUGCCCGUCAGUGCUACCUAUCAGU